AAAAUCCUCCAUCGCCUCCAUCAACCACAUAUUCAGAUCAAUCAUGCACACUUUUGUGAAGACAAUCCGCUUACUUGUGUUGACCUCUGUUUCAAUUUCAAUUUCAAUUCUUCUUCUUCCCAUGGCGCCGCCGAUCACAUCUCCAUCAACUGCGGCGAAGACGAUGCACCGGAAGGCUCAUCAACGGCGUCGACAGCUGCGACGACCGCCGCGGAUCCGAUUCCCUACGCCACUGCGCGGAUCUCCCGCUCUCGAUUUUCCUACUCCUUUCACCUCGCUCCAGGUCAGAAAUUCAUCCGAUUGCACUUCCUUCCCGCCGCCUACCGCGGAUUCGAAAGCUCCGGCGAUUUCUUCACCGUUGAAUUCGGUCCUUUCACGCUGCUUGCUAAUUUCAGUGCCUCAAUAACUGCUCGUGCGCUUUCUGUUAAUGUUAUUGCUAAGGAAUUUUGCGUAAUUGUGGAUGAAAAUGGAAAUCAAACCUUCGAUUUAGUGUUCUCUCCCGAGACUAGCCAAUCUAGGUAUAGUAAUUAUGCUUUCGUUAAUCGAAUUGAGGUUAUACCGGUGCCUUCCACCGUUUCAUACUGUCACGGUGGGGAUAGUGGAGUUGAUGUGAUUGGGGAAAAGUCUGUAAUCUAUGUGAACAAUGCUACUGCGCUUGAGAGGGUUUAUCAUCACAAUAUAAAGUGGGGUGAUAUCUCGUUUGGGCAUGAUAUGUUCGGGGUAUGGGCAUCGAUUCUUAAAGGAAAUGGAAACAAGGGUAGUGAUCUCACCUGGAGAGUGUUUGUUGAUGUAGGAUUUAGGUAUUUGGUGAGGGUUCACUUGUUUGAUGUAGGGAUUGGGAUGGAUUUUGUUCUUAUGAUUGAUGGCAAGGUUGCCUUGACUAGUGUUGACAUGGUCGAACAGUCGGGGAAUCGGAGUGUUCUUUGGUAUAACUACAUAGUGAUGGUGCAAGGGAAGAAGAGUGAGUCUAAGCAAAGAAUCUCUAUCUCUCUGCAUUCUCGUAGUGAAUUGGUGGCUAGACGAGGCCCGAUUGAAGGAUUUGAAGUGUUCAAGUUAAGCAACCAUGACCUCAGUCUUGCCUCUCCCAAUCCUCUGCUUCCACCAGGAGAUUCGCUGUCAUACUCUGCCCCAACUCUAUUACAAUCUCUUCUUGGUCACAGAAAUGCUAUUGCAACUGUGGUGUUUACUUUAAUGGUGAACAUCGUUGUCCACAAAAUGUGGGCAACUGAUUCUUCUAAGGAUGAAAACGAGCCAUCUGCCAGGGUAAAGCGACCUUGUCGUCACUUUUCACUAGCUGAGAUGAAAUCAGCAACAGACAACUUCCACAGCAGAAAUAUUGUUGGAAGGGGUGGAUUUGGGGAUGUUCUCAGAGGGUUCAUGGAUAAUGGGAGAGAGAUUGUAGCCAUAAAGCGGUUGAAACAACGCUCCAGUCAAGGGGAGCAACAAUUUUGGUCAGAGGUCGAAAUUCUUUCUGAGCUGCGACAUGUGAAUCUGGUUUCUCUCAUUGGAUACUGCUGUGAGCAAAAGGAAAUGAUUCUUGUUUAUGAGUAUAUGCCCAAUGGGACAUUGGCUGACCAUCUCUACAAACUAGCCAGAGAAAACAAAGAUUUUUAUCGUCUCUCUUGGAAGCAACGACUUAAGAUCUGCAUUGGAGCUGGCCGAGCACUAGAUUAUCUUCACACAGGCCUUGGGAUCAUACAUCGAGAUGUGAAAUCUUCAAACAUUUUGCUUGAUGAGAACUUUGUGGCUAAAAUCUCAGAUUUUGGCUUAGCUAAGACCGGAUUUGGCAGUGGAUCUCAGAUCCAAAAUAGCACACUAGUUAGAGGCACACGAGGAUAUUUGGACCCGAAUUACUGUGAAACGCAUAAACCAACAAAAAAUAGUGACACGUAUUCUUUUGGUGUGGUGUUGUUGGAAGUGCUGUGUGGGAGAAGAGCGCUGGAGCGAUGUGAUGAAGAAGAUAAGUUUUGUCUGACUAAAUGGGCUAUAGAUAAAAUUAGUAAGGGACAGGUUGACCACAUUGUACAUUCAAGUCUAGUAAGUGAAGUAUCACCAGAUAGCCUGAAGACGUUUGUGAAGGUUUCAAAAAGAUGCCUGCAUGAUGUACCAAAAAAUCGUCCAGCAAUAGGUCACGUUGUCAUGAAACUUGAGCUUGCACUUCAGCAGCAGGACAAGGCAGAAUCUAUGGGUCCAAAUGAGGGGACUAGAGGCGAGAAUUCGUAUUCAUCUACUGAUAAAUAUCAGAAGAAGAACAUGAAUCUUAUGGUACCAAAUGAGAAACCCGAUAUUGUUGAUGCCUUGCCUCAGAUGGAGAAUGCGACAUCCUUGGCUCCUGAGGUAAGAAUUAUUACUGUUGCCAUGCCAAGUAAUGAUAAUGAUAGAACUAUCUUAUCGACUAAACCGAAAUCAACGGCGAAAGUGAAAACUGUUACUUUUCUUUCAAGUCAGCAAAUUAACAGAUCAGUAGUCAGUUCUAGAAGACAAAGUGGAAGGAAAUCCAUGAUGCAUCUGAUAUCACAAAAACUUCAGAUAUCACAAAAACUUCGGCAGUUGAAUGGUUUUUGGAAGACCAGGAAGCCCACAAACAAAAUGCAUAUGGUUGGAACCUCAGUAUCAGCUCCAAUAGCAAAUACAAAAGGCAUAUCGGGUGGCAAUUCUGAGAGAAAUGAUGAGAUUAUUUUUAGUCCCAGUCCGGAGUGGAAGAUGCUGGCCGAGCCCAAUAUGAGGGUUUUCAGCUUAACAGAACUCAAGGUCGCGACUCACAAUUUCAGAAAUGAUUUGGUCCUGGGAGAUGGAGGUUUUGGCACGGUUUACAAGGGGUGGCUGGUUGACAGAGACAACGCUGAAACAACCAUAAUUGCUGUCAAGAAGUUGGGUUCUGAAAGUAUGCAAGGGUUUUAUGAGUGGCAGUCCGAGGUGAGUAUCCUUGGAAAACUUUCUCAUCCCAAUCUGGUGAAGCUCUUGGGCUACUGCCAUGAGGGAAUGGAGCUACUACUUGUGUAUGAAUUCAUGGCCAAAGGCAGCUUGGAAAGCCAUCUAUUUACAAGGAGCAUGAAUGUUCCUCCACUUCCAUGGGACAUUAGGCUUAAGAUAUUGAUUGGAACAGCUCAUGGCUUGGCGUUCUUGCACAUGUCUGAAAAACAAGUUAUCUGUAGGGACUUGAAGCCAUCCAACAUAUUGCUUGAUGGAUCAUACGAAGCGAAGCUAUCUGACUUUGGGUUAGCAAAGUUGGGUCCAUCAGCUGAUAAUUCCCAUGUUACGACACGGAUUAUGGGAACAUAUGGUUACGCUGCUCCCGAAUAUAUCGCCACAGGGCACUUGUAUGUGAAGAGUGAUGUAUAUGGCUUUGGUGUGGUGUUAUUAGAGAUGCUGACAGGGCUGCGCUCAAUCGACAAACAACGCCCUCAUAGACAACAUCAUCUUGUUGAUUGGAUGAGGCCAUAUUUAUCCUAUAGGAAGAAGUUAAAGAAAGUGAUGGAUAUCCGUUUAGAGGGAGCAUAUCCGACUAACUCAGCAAUGCAACUAUGUAAGGUUGCCUUUAAUUGCCUUAAACCUGACCCCAAGAGUAGACCCUCUAUGCAGGAGAUAGUGCACACACUGGAAGGAAUUGAUUCUGCCAAAAUGAGAGACUAGAAGAAGAGUAUACCUAUGUAUGUGCUCUGUUGAAAUUUGUUAUUGUGGCAAUUAUUAGAGUGAGUCAUACCUAUGUAUAAGCUUUGCAAUGUGAAUUACUUAAAAUUUGUUAAAAUGUCACAGAUUGAUUAGUGAUAGAA
Messenger RNA from Salvia hispanica, 3773 nucleotides. NCBI's taxonomy places the organism in Eukaryota, Viridiplantae, Streptophyta, Magnoliopsida, Lamiales, Lamiaceae. The record is from RefSeq and is a predicted model, not a curated record.